GUAAUCUCCAUGGAAGACUCUCAGGAUCUAAGUGAACAGUCAGUAAAGAAAACGUGUGCAGAAUCAGAUGUUUCAGAGCCUCCGAACUCCAGGUCUAUGGAAAUGCAAGAUCUAGCAAGUCCUCAUAAUCUGGUCGGAAGUAGUGAUGCAUCGGGUAGUUCCAAACUGGAUAAAUCCAAUCUGAGCAGUACAUCAGUUACAACAAAUGGAACUGGAGGAGACAACAUGACCGUUUUAAAUACUGCAGACUGGUUGCUGAGUUGCAGUACUCCUUCUUCUGCAACAAUGUCUCUUCUUGCAGUGAAAACAGAGCCCAUGAACAGCAAUGAAACAACAACAACAACUGGAGAUGGAUCACUUGACACUUUUACUGGGUCAGUAAUAACAAGUAGCGGCUACAGUCCAAGAUCAGCACAUCAGUACUCUUCUCAGCUAUAUCCCUCCAAGCCCUAUCCACACAUUCUUUCUACACCAGCAGCUCAAACAAUGUCUGCCUAUGCCGGACAAACCCAGUAUUCAGGAAUGCAGCAGCCAGCGGUGUAUACAGCCUACUCACAGACAGGACAGCCAUACAGCUUACCUACCUAUGAUUUGGGUGUAAUGUUGCCAGGCAUCAAGACGGAAAGUGGGCUCUCGCAGACACAGUCACCACUGCAGAGCGGGUGCCUCAGUUACAGCCCAGGGUUUUCCACCCCACAGCCAGGCCAAACACCRUACUCUUAUCAAAUGCCAGGUUCUAGUUUUACACCGUCAUCCACUAUUUAUGCAAACAAUUCAGUUUCAAAUUCUACAAACUUCAGUAGCUCACAACAGGAUUAUCCAUCCUACACAGCUUUUGGCCAAAACCAAUAUGCACAGUAUUAUUCAGCAUCAACAUAUGGCGCAUAUAUGACCUCAAACAACACGGCCGAUGGCACUUCAUCAUCAUCAUCAACCUACCAAUUACAAGAGUCUCUCUCUGGCCUGACUGGUCAACCAGGGGAGUUUGACACAGUACAGAGUCCUUCCACACCAAUCAAAGAUCUUGAUGAGAGAACAUGUAGGAGUUCUGGGUCAAAGUCCCGGGGUAGAGGGCGGAAGAAUAAUCCAUCACCCCCUCCGGACAGUGACUUGGAGCGUGUAUUUGUUUGGGAUUUGGAUGAAACUAUCAUAGUUUUUCAUUCGUUGCUUACAGGAUCCUAUGCACAGAAGUAUGGCAAGGAUCCUCCAAUGGCAGUGACYCUUGGCCUGCGAAUGGAAGAAAUGAUUUUUAAUCUUGCUGAUACACAUUUAUUUUUUAACGAUUUGGAGGAGUGUGAUCAAGUUCAUAUAGAUGAUGUUUCUUCUGAUGAUAAUGGACAAGAUCUAAGUACCUACAGUUUUGCAACUGAUGGCUUCCAUGCAGCUGCAAGUAGUGCAAACCUUUGUCUGCCAACAGGUGUAAGAGGAGGGGUUGACUGGAUGAGGAAGCUGGCUUUCCGUUACAGAAGAGUAAAAGAGUUGUAUAAUACUUACAAGAACAACAUAGGAGGUCUCCUUGGUCCUGCUAAAAGAGAUGCAUGGUUGCAAUUAAGAGCAGAAAUUGAAGCUCUAACAGAUUCCUGGUUAACAAAUGCACUUAAAUCAUUAUCAAUUAUCAGCACAAGGAGUAACUGUGUAAAUGUCUUGGUAACAACAACCCAGCUUAUUCCAGCCCUUGCAAAAGUCCUGCUAUACAGCUUAGGAGGAGCUUUUCCUAUUGAAAAUAUUUACAGUGCAACCAAAAUAGGCAAAGAGAGCUGUUUUGAGCGUAUAGUGUCCAGAUUUGGCACUAACAUAACUUAUGUUGUGAUUGGAGAUGGCCGAGAUGAGGAGCAUGCAGCUAAUCAGCACAACAUGCCUUUCUGGAGGAUAUCCAGUCAUUCAGACCUCUUGGCUCUCCAUCAAGCACUGGAACUAGAGUAUUUGUAACUGUGUUCUAAAGUUGGCGCUCCGUUUUUAUAUAUAUAUAUAUUUCAAGUACACUGAAUUUUUAUGUGUGAUUCAAUGCCUCUGGCUUUACACAUA
Nothoprocta perdicaria is the source of this 2025-nucleotide messenger RNA. It is a transcript of the gene EYA4, whose product is annotated as EYA transcriptional coactivator and phosphatase 4. Gene Ontology annotation, cellular component: nucleus. NCBI's taxonomy places the organism in Eukaryota, Metazoa, Chordata, Aves, Tinamiformes, Tinamidae. Bases 10 to 1929 code for a protein of 639 amino acids. The transcript is spliced from 19 exons. Gene Ontology annotation, molecular function: protein tyrosine phosphatase activity. Gene Ontology annotation, biological process: multicellular organism development; positive regulation of DNA repair; negative regulation of extrinsic apoptotic signaling pathway in absence of ligand. The record is from RefSeq and is a predicted model, not a curated record.